AUGGAGUCAGCAUUCUUCAGGAUACCAGGCAUUCCACCACCGAUAAAGAAAAAUCGUACUUUCCUCAAAUCUUCAUUUGUUCAUGCCAUUGCCAUGGAAGAGCUUCCAAAGAAAUUUAUCAUACCACAUAUCAAACCUUAUGAUGGUACCACUGACCCAGAAGAUCAUGUGGAUCAGUACAGUCAGCGAUUGACUUUGGUGUUGUACCCGUUCAACAAGUAUGAAGCAUGCAUGUGCCGAGGAUUUAGUUCAACUUUGGUGGGACCUCCUUUGAAAUGGUACCUUAAUCUUCCAGAAGGGAAAAUUGUUUCAUUCGCACAAUUGGCCGACGCAUUCGUUGAACAAUUUGCAAGCAGCAGAAAAAUAAUUCCAACACCUGAUGAUUUAUAUCGGUUACGGCAGAAACAAGGAGAAUCUCUGCUGUCAUUCUUAACAAGAUUCAAUAAAGAGAAACUGGAGAUUCCUGGAUGCUUAGACGAGAUUGCAAUCAAUGCAUUUCGCAUGGCUCUUCUUCCUGGAAGCAAAUUGUAUGGAAAGCUUACUCGUUAUCCAUGUAAUUCAUUUCAAGAAGUGCAGGCAAGAGCAAGCGUUCAAAUCAAAUGGGAAGAAGAUGAAGGAAGACUUCCAGAAUGGCCAACAGAGCAGACGAAGAAAUCUAAACAAAAGCAAAUAAGUUCAGAGGCUCCACAUUAUCCUCGUAGAGAUCCCAAGCCAAUUGAUUUCAAGAAAAAGCCUAGAUCUCCCGAAUACAAUUUGGUGAUUCCACCAAAUGAAAUCUUAUCAGUGUUAAAGAAAAUGGGAGAUGCUGUUCGAUGGCCUGACAAAGUUUGUAAACCGCUAGAUCAACGGGACACUUCCAAAUGGUGUGAAUUUCACAACGACUAUGGGCAUACAAUAGAUGACUGUAUUACCCUCAAAAAAGAAGUAACCCAAUUGUUAAAGAAAGGUUAUCUUCGGGAUUUACUAUCUAAAAGAGGAAAAGCAACGAUGGCCCAAGCCGAAAGACGAGAAGAAGAACAGAAGCCACCUCCCCCAGAGAAGACAAUUAACGUGAUAUUCGGCGGUUCAGAAAUUUGCGGAAUUACACACUCAUAG
Tripterygium wilfordii is the source of this 1095-nucleotide messenger RNA. RefSeq lists its product as uncharacterized. The record is from RefSeq and is a predicted model, not a curated record. Bases 1 to 1095 code for a protein of 364 amino acids. NCBI's taxonomy places the organism in Eukaryota, Viridiplantae, Streptophyta, Magnoliopsida, Celastrales, Celastraceae. The transcript has a single exon.